AGAGAAGGAGGGUGGGGAGGAGAGAUUCUGAGACAGAGAAAGGAAGAAAGAAAAGAAGAGGGAAUGGAAAGAGAGAGGGAGAGGAAAUGAGAGAGGAAGGAGGGAGGACUGCUUUAUAGCUGCUAAGAUUGCAGACAGAAAUAGCACACAAUCACCGUGAGCCGUAUGCGCCUCAGGAACCAAGACCAAAUUGUAUUCACUUUUAUUAAUCAGUUGCUCAGAAAGAAGGAAAUGACAUCUGGUGCUGUCUUCUUCUACAUCUUAAUUUUUGGAGAAUAUUUUGCUCACGGGAGUGGGCAGGAUGUCAAGUGCUCCCUCGGCUACUUCCCCUGUGGGAACAUGACCAAGUGCUUGCCUCAGUUUCUUCACUGUAACGGUGUGGACGACUGUGGGAACCGGGCGGAUGAGGACAACUGCGGAGACAACAGUGGAUGGUCUUUGCAAUUUGACAAAUAUUUUUCCACUUACUACAAAAUGACUUUACCAUAUUCCUCUGAGGCAGUAACAUCUGAAUGCCUGCUUGGUUCAAUUCCUGUGCAAUGUCUUUGCCGAGGUUUAGAGCUUAACUGUGAUGAGACGAAUUUACGAGAUGUUCCAUCAGUUUCUUCAAAUGUGACUAUAAUGUCACUUCAGUGGAACUUAAUUAGAAAGCUUCCUCCUGACGGCUUCGAGAAGUACCCUGACCUUCAGAAGCUGUGCCUGCAAAACAAUAAGAUUAGAUCCAUACCCAUCUAUGCUUUCAGAGGACUGUACAGUCUUACUAAACUGUAUCUCAGUCAUAACAGAAUAACCUUCUUGAAGCCGGGUGUUUUUGAAGAUCUCCACAGACUAGAAUGGCUGAUAAUUGAAGAUAAUCACCUCAGUCGAAUUUCUCCACUAACAUUUUAUGGACUGAAUUCUCUUAUUCUCUUAGCGCUGAUGAAUAAUGUCCUCACCCAUUUGCCAGAUAAACCUCUUUGUCAGCACAUGCCAAGACUGCAUUGGCUGGACUUUGAAGGCAACCGUAUUCACAAUUUAAGAAAUUUGACUUUUAUUUCCUGCAGUAAUUUAACUGUUUUGGUAAUGAGGAAAAACAAAAUUAAUCACAUAAAUGAAAAUACUUUUGCACCUCUCCAGAAACUAGAUGAAUUGGAUUUAGGCGGUAAUAAGAUUGAAAAUCUUUCACCACAUGUAUUUAAGGAUCUGCAGAAGCUCUCACAAUUGAAUCUUUCCUAUAAUCCAAUCCAGAAAAUUCAAACAAACCAAUUUGAUUAUCUUGUCAAACUCAAGUCUCUCAGCCUAGAAGGAAUUGAAAUUUCAAAUAUCCAACAAAGGAUGUUUAGACCUCUUAUGAAUCUCUCUCACAUAUAUUUUAAGAAAUUCCAGUAUUGUGGAUAUGCACCACAUGUUCGCAGCUGUAAACCAAACACUGAUGGAAUCUCAUCCCUAGAGAAUCUCUUGGCGAGCAUUAUUCAGAGAAUAUUCGUCUGGGUUGUAUCUGCAGUUACAUGCUUCGGAAACAUCUUUGUCAUUUGUAUGAGACCUUAUAUCAGGUCUGAGAACAAGCUUCACGCCUUGUCAAUCAUUUCUCUCUGCUGUGCCGACUGCCUAAUGGGAAUAUAUUUAUUUGUGAUUGGAGCCUUUGACCUAAAGUUUCGUGGAGAAUACAAUAAGUAUGCACAGCUGUGGAUGGAGAGUAUUCAUUGUCAGCUUGUGGGAUCUUUGGCCAUUCUGUCCACAGAAGUAUCAGUAUUACUUUUAACGUUUCUGACACUGGAAAAAUAUAUCUGCGUUGUGUAUCCUUUUAGAUGUUUAAGACCUGGAAAAUGCAGAACAAUUACAGUUCUGAUUCUCAUUUGGAUUAUUGGGUUUAUAGUGGCUUUCAUUCCAUUGAGCAAUAAGGAAUUUUUCAAAAACUACUAUGGCACCAACGGAGUAUGUUUCCCUCUUCAUUCAGAAGAUACAGAAAGUACUGGAGCCCAGAUUUAUUCAGUGGCAAUUUUUCUUGGUGUUAACUUGGCGGCAUUUAUCAUCAUAGUUUUUUCCUAUGGAAGCAUGUUUUACAGCGUUCAUCAAAGUGCCAUAACAGCAACUGAAAUACGGAAUCAAGUUAAAAAAGAGAUGAUCCUUGCCAAACGGUUUUUCUUUAUUGUAUUUACCGACGCAUUAUGCUGGAUACCCAUUUUUAUACUGAAAUUUCUUUCAUUGCUUCAGGUAGAAAUACCAGGUACCAUAACCUCUUGGGUAGUGAUUUUUAUUCUGCCUAUCAACAGUGCUUUAAACCCAAUUCUCUAUACUCUGACUACAAGACCAUUCAAAGAAAUGAUCCAUCAGUUUUGGUAUAACUGCAGACAAAGAAGAUCUAUUGACAGCAAAGAAAGUCAGAAAACAUAUGCUCCAUCGUUCAUCUGGGUGGAAAUGUGGCCGCUGCAGGAGACGCCAUCUGACUUAAUGAAGCCAGCUCUUUUCACAGACCCCUGUGAAUUGUCACUAAUUUCUAAAUCAACAAGACUCAAUUCCUAUUCAUAACUGACUCUGAAACCCAUUUCUACAGAGAAUACUGUGGGAUGCUUCAGGAUGGAUUAGUAUAAUAUAAAUUCCACAAAAUUAAUAAUUUAUAAUAAUGGCUAAAAUAAAUUAGCUUACAAGGACAUGAGGUUAUUUGGGAAAAAUCAAAGUGACUGAUGCUCGUAUAAAAGAAAUAAAUUAUAUUGAGUAUAUGUAUAUACUAGUACAUAUUUUGCAUAGGAAAUUAAGAGAAAUCUACUUCAGAAAGAUUCAUUCAUUCUCUUACCAUGCAUUUAUUGAGUACCCACUAUGUGCAUGGCACUGCGGUAAAUUCCUGGAAGUAGACAGCAUAGACCUUUUCAAUUUGCAAUGUUAAAUUGUGUUUAACUACAACAAAAUAUACAAAGUCCAUCUGCAGCUCCGAGUUUAAGGUACAGCUUUGUUUGUCACACACACCAGCAAACAUAAGAAUCAUUGGCACUUUUAAAUAAAGGUUUAAGGUUUUGGAAUACUCAAUAUAAUGGCAUCAGAGAAAAUGUCUGAUUGUUUACAAAAUACAGAUAUUCUGUUUUCAGAAUUCAUCUUGCCUCUUUUCAAGUCUCCGUACACUUGAGAGCCAAUACAACAGUUUAUUCCCGUGAAAAAAGAUGCUCUGACAUAAACUCAAAACAGCACUUCUCUGUCACUUCCUGCCCAGUUGUCUUGUUGCUUUCAAUGAGCACCAUCAUAUAGGACUGGAAAAGGAG
Messenger RNA from Ceratotherium simum simum (southern white rhinoceros), 3233 nucleotides. RefSeq names its product relaxin family peptide receptor 1 (gene RXFP1). Gene Ontology annotation, biological process: activation of adenylate cyclase activity; adenylate cyclase-activating G protein-coupled receptor signaling pathway; hormone-mediated signaling pathway. Lineage: Eukaryota; Metazoa; Chordata; Mammalia; Perissodactyla; Rhinocerotidae. The record is from RefSeq and is a predicted model, not a curated record. Gene Ontology annotation, cellular component: plasma membrane. Gene Ontology annotation, molecular function: protein binding; G protein-coupled peptide receptor activity.